Messenger RNA from Penaeus monodon (black tiger shrimp), 1171 nucleotides. RefSeq lists its product as uncharacterized. The transcript is spliced from 7 exons. Lineage: Eukaryota; Metazoa; Arthropoda; Malacostraca; Decapoda; Penaeidae. The record is from RefSeq and is a predicted model, not a curated record. Bases 40 to 921 code for a protein of 293 amino acids.
AAACUAGCGGGGUCACUCGGAACGCCAGUUGACCUCAAGAUGGCAUCGCGGUGGAGACUCUUUCUUCUGGUCCUCUGUGCUCAAGGAGCACUUGCAUCACUGCUGGAUGACAUAAUCUUCGAAAGCGAGGAGGUUGAAGAUUCCGAGGAGAGCAGCAUCGAAGGAUUUAAUGAACGUUUAUACGAAGAUUAUGCAUAUACUUACGCUCCACUUAUUAGGUUCCACAAGACGGAGGGAGAUGAAGGCUUCUGUUUCCCCCACGAUGCUGGAGAGUACUACGAUCACCGAGUAGCCGGGGACUGGUCGAGGCUAUGUAACGAGGACUACCAGACUAUCAGGAAUGAUGAGAUACCGACCUACUGGCAUGCUAUGGAGUGCAGCGGACAUUUGCAUAUUGCUUACUGGUCCUUCUACGGCUACAACCACAACUGCGAUUGCUGCACCGGCGAGAGAGACGCUUGGUGGGAGUUCGUUGUUGUCAAGAUACGCGAAUUCGGAACGGAAUUUGCCCACCUCAGUGAAGUCAUGUUCGGCCAGAAGAAGGGAUGGUACACGCGAGUCUUCAGUCACUAUGAGGUUUUCAACGCCACCCACCCAAUCGCAUAUGUUGGGCGAGCUAGCCAUGGCUUCUAUCACGACGACGGAGGCUCAAAUACCUGUUGCUAUUAUGAGGAUACGAGGAAUCCAGGUAAUGCCAACCAGUACAUGAUGAGCUGGAAAAACCUCGUGAGACUGACGACCGAAGGAACGGCGGAACCCUGGAUGACGGACCCAAGUACUGACUACUGGAACGGCCUCCAGGUACCCACGUUCAGGAAGGACUGGUACUUGUGCAACCUUGUGGGCUGCACCGGGUCUUUCCUCUGGGGGUGUGGGACUUCGGGAUGCGCCAAGAGCGACAUCGGAGACGACCCAUUCUGAGGUCCUUCAGGCGAAGAGACACUCGACGCAGGAUGUCUUUGCUUUGCUAUUGUUCAAUUGUGUCAGAGAUAACAGGCGUUCGUAUGUACUGCUCUUGUUGCUGUUGUUGUUUUUUAUUGUUCAUUUUGGUUAAUCUGCAAUUUUGGUUAAUUUUCAAGAUUGUUGCGACUGCUCAUCUGUAAAUUCUGUGAUAUGUAAUGUUUGUGAGCCGGAUAUAUUGUAUUUUCGCAAAAGCCGAUGAUAUUGCAAA